AUGCUUAUCGGGAAUACACAAGAAUAUUCGAAGUAAGAAGAAACUUAAGUCCUGCGCUUACCCUAAUUUUAGGUAAUGACAUCAAAUAUUAUUAGUGCAAUUUUUUAGGUAUUAAUAUAAGAAUAAGAAAAUAUGAGCAAUAAUGAAGAUGAGCAUGUACAAGUGGUUGAAACUUUCAACAAUAAUGUUAGAUUUACAAUUUAUGGAGAACCUUUUAUUUUUUUAUAGAUUAUGAUUAUUAUAAAAAGUAGAAAAAAUCUUAAAUUUUGAAAUGAAAUUCAGAGAAUAAUCAAAGAGAGUUAGGAAUAUUCAUUUUGGAAGGUCAAGGGAAUGAGAAGAUAUUUUAGAAAAGUUGCAGAAGAUCACUAAGUUGUAGUAAUAUCAAAUCCAGUGAAUAAGGGAAU
Messenger RNA from Paramecium octaurelia, 404 nucleotides. NCBI's taxonomy places the organism in Eukaryota, Ciliophora, Oligohymenophorea, Peniculida, Parameciidae. The record is from the annotation of a GenBank genome assembly.